AUGCAGCAAGAGAAGCAUGCACCGAACUCGCCAUGGCGACAUCGACAGUUUCCACCUGAUGCUUCUUCCGAAUUACCUUGGGACGAUCAGUUUCGGCAGUCGGUGCCCCCGCACGAUCGGUGGAAGAGCCGAGUCGACUUCAAUGCCUUCAUCAACUCAAUGGACGACGAGUCUUUUGGAUAUCUGUGUCUCGUACGCGAGUAUGCGACUCGCGCUCUACAGGGUAAAGCGGCAGAAUACAGUGGGCUAUACAAGGCCAUUGUGUCUCAAACGGCUCGGGAGGAAGACAUGUCUCGUAUGUCGGUCAUCGAAUUCGAGGCUGACGGACUACGCUCGAGGACUUUUCUGACAUUUGAUGACUUUUUGAUCUAUAUGCAUAAGUCUUUCGAAGAAGGAGAGACGUCUGCGAGGCGCUUGUUCGUAUUGGAAGACAUGCCUGUACGGUAUAUUUGUCUUCUGGGGUCAAGACUACGUAUCCAUCCUACGGUUUUUGCACGCCAUUAUAGCACCGAGGAAAGUAGCACCAUAUCAGACAACAUCGUUGGCCUUCCUUCUGUCGUCCAAACUAGUACAGAGAACGGCCUAGACUAUGAGAGCGAUGACGAACAGCUUCAUAAGCCAUAUAAGAGACGAAGUUUUACGCUUAGGUAUCCCAUCGUUAUGCCACGAGUAUCUGCAAAGCAAGAUCCCGACCCCGUCAAAUGUCCACCAUGGCUAAAGCCUAACGACAGACUCAGAGAUCAAAGCGCCAAUCCACGGUUCAUAGUGGAGAGAAGUCUGGAAACACCGACUAGCUAUGAUCCAUGGGAUACGAGAGGCGAAAUCUCUGAAUUAGAAGGUCAGGCCACGUACUGGUACCGUGAGCUUCCAGAAUGGGGCUGGGAAGGUCAGUUUAAUCUUGAGCUUCGUUCUUUGCUCGGUAUGCUUAUGGUUGAUUAUGUAGGUCUUCUACUGGUGGAUCCAUGCCUUAAAGACCCAUCGCAUCUAGCUGUUAUCCAGGGCAGCCCAUACACGAAUAUAAGUCGAAUAAUCCGGUACCCAGAGCUAGAGGAUGAUGAAAAAGCCGACAUAACUCCUAACCCACUACAGUGGCAUCCCAGUGCCGCCUUCACGAAGUAUAUCCUGCACGACGAUGUCAUGAUUCAUUUUUCCGUCGCCAACGCUGGCCCAGGAGGGAAUCCACUCUCCGUGACUCCAUUUAUUCGUGGCUUCGUGAUUAGCAAAUGGACUGCGCAGCUGAACCACAUCCGCAGAAGCUAUGGUCAUACGCGUGCAGCGCUCUUUUCCAAAGUACCAUCGUGUCAUCGCGUAGGUACAGGCAUUUCGGUCAGACACACGGUGCUAUGGGGAGCAGACUGGAAAGAAUGGAUGUUUGAAACAAUGACGCGGUUUACGACGGACCUUUACCUAUACCGUUUGGAGGUUGAGACCAACAUGCGUGCACUCGGUAUUGAUGUCGACGAUCUACAAAGUUAUGGAUUCGUCGGUAAACGCGAGGCACAAAUGUGGCGGUUUCUGCGUUCUACUUGUCUUGAUUUGCAGGAUAUGUUCCAACAAUUGACCAACUCAUAUACACAGGUUAUUGCGCUGAGGGAGGCGCAGGCGAGUAAUGCGCAAGCAAGCUCGAUUCGCUGGCUUACUGUACUGGGAACCCUCUUUGUUCCUAUAUCAAUCGUUGCAGGAAUCCUGUCAAUGGGAGGCGAGUUCUUGCCGGGAGAAAAGAAGUUCUGGGUGUUCUUCGCUGUGGUGUGCCCUGUGUUGUUGGUCAUUGGCGCCAUUCUUGUUGGGACACUAGGGCGGCGCGCGGUGUCAAAUUGGCUAUGUGCUCACGGCUUCAUGACUUGA
This is a messenger RNA of Alternaria burnsii, 1845 nucleotides long. RefSeq lists its product as uncharacterized. The record is from RefSeq and is a predicted model, not a curated record. The coding region runs from base 1 to 1845 and encodes 614 amino acids. Gene Ontology annotation, biological process: metal ion transport; transmembrane transport. Gene Ontology annotation, molecular function: metal ion transmembrane transporter activity. Lineage: Eukaryota; Fungi; Ascomycota; Dothideomycetes; Pleosporales; Pleosporaceae. Gene Ontology annotation, cellular component: membrane. The transcript has a single exon.